GGUAUUCAACAACAUAACUACAUAGAACAGUAAAUUUAUAUGAGUUUGUUUAUAGUUUAUAUGGAACUCUGGUUUACAUAAGAAUACUUCGAGGAUGAACACGUUAAAGUUAAUUAGAAAUAAUUGGAAGAAGAGCCUCCUCUUAUCAUGUGUAGCUGGAUAUGGAAUAUCCACUGUAAAAACAAACAUAGACAUCAAGCUUUAUAUGAGCCAAUUGUCAAGUGAAGUUUUGCAUAGUCACCAAAAUACAAGUGUACUUCCAAAAAAUGUACUUGUGAUUAUGAACCCGAUUGCCAAAAAGAAAAAGGCCGAAAAUUUGUUCAAAAAAUACUGUGAACCUCUUUUGCAUUUAGCUGGCUUUUCUGUUGAAAUACUACGUACGAAUCACAUAGGACACGCCAAAACAUAUGUGGAGGAAAUGAAUACUUUACCAGACGUUAUAGUUGUAGCCGGCGGAGAUGGUACAAAGUCUGAGGUAGUUACCGGCCUCUUGCGUCGUCACGGCGAAAUUUGCCCCGUUUCGCUCCUUCCACUAGGACGCGAAAAACAAUCUAGCUUUAAUUUCUUUGACAUUGGGAGCAAUCGUGAAUUGGAUUUUGUGAAGGCAUUGUGUAAGGCACUGUUGCCUUUGCUGAAAAACCAAUAUAGAUAUGCCGAUGUCAUUCAGUAUGAUGUUCUCGAUGAAGAUAACACUGAUAACGACGGCAACAGCAACAGUAACAAUUUAAAGCCAAUUUUUGGGAUAAAUGGUUUCUCGUGGGGUCUCUUGAAAGAUAUAGACAAUAUGAAGGAUAAAUAUUGGUAUGUGGGUCCGCUAAGACAUCACUUUGCUGCAUUUUUUCGAUCAUUUUCUGGCAAAUCUAAUUGGGAUGCAGAAACCAAUUAUGUUUACACUCCCCCGUGCCGUGGCUGCAGUAAUUGCUGUGCCGAAGUUGAAGAUCAGCAGGCAAAGGGCUUUUUUUUGAGCAAACUCGUAAAACAACAAAAUGUAAGCCGAACCGCAGCGCAAAAACUAAUUAAGAACGAUAGUUGCGCUACGAAACUUCAUGGUUGCAUUAAAUCCAAUCAAGUUAACAUUAAUCUUAGUCAGAAUGAUGAGAAUUUUUCGGAACUGGAAAGUAAAUUUAUUGACUCCUUGCAGCCCGGAUGGAAUUUUAUAAAGAAUAUACCCAAAAUUACAAAUAAAACUUUAGAGCCUAAUUUGAUACUUAAGAGUAGAACUAUCAAACUCUAUCCGUCAGUGGGUACAGAACCAAUUUUCUAUUCUAUAGAUGGAGAGGAAUACGAACCGCGACCCAUUCAAGUAUCAAUUGUUCCUAAUGCUAUUAAAGUUUUCUGUUAAACUAAAUUCAACCGU
Molecule: messenger RNA, 1357 nt
Organism: Drosophila hydei
Lineage: Eukaryota; Metazoa; Arthropoda; Insecta; Diptera; Drosophilidae
Gene: Mulk
Product: acylglycerol kinase, mitochondrial
Exons: 3
Coding region: 95-1342 (415 amino acids)
Biological process (GO): protein insertion into mitochondrial inner membrane; ceramide biosynthetic process
Cellular component (GO): TIM22 mitochondrial import inner membrane insertion complex; mitochondrion
Molecular function (GO): ceramide kinase activity; ATP-dependent diacylglycerol kinase activity; acylglycerol kinase activity
Source: RefSeq, a predicted model, not a curated record